AUGGCGAGCUGGUAUCAUCAACAGGAGCUCGACCCAGAGACUGUCAUUCGACCUACUCCCAGUGGAUACACGAACGAUGAGAUCAGUCUCGACUGGGUGCAACACUUUGACAAGCACACUAACGGGUGCCGAAAAGGGAGGAAACGUCUUCUCAUCUUGGACCGGCAUGGGUCGCACCAUACGAAGGAGUUCAUUGAGUACUGUGAUGCCCAUGGCAUCAUUCCCUUCGGCUUGCCCCCAAACCUGACACAUCUACUGCAGCCACUAGAUGUGGUGGUGUUCCAGCCGUUGAAGCACUACCACGCCAAAGCGCUGGACCUCAUGGUCCGUGACGGGUUGGUCAACAUCACAAAGGUUGAGUUCCUCGGCUGCAUCCAAGAAGUCCGAAAGAAAGCAUUCAGAGCAAGCACUAUCCGCUCUGCUUUCAAGAAAACAGGAAUCUGGCCAUUCUAUCCCCAGCCAGUGCUGGAUCUUAUAAGUAGUAGGAUGGUGACGUCAAAAACGCCUACUCCGCCGCCUUCUGGGCCAGAAUCUUCACCAUUCAGCACGCCUUUGACAGUCCGACAAGUCAACAAGGUUGCCAGGGUCAUAGAGAACGGAUUGGGUGAAGUCAACGAAAUUAGCGGAUCUGGCUCACAAUAUGAGCCGAUUCAUCCAGGGCUCUCUGAGCAACGUUGCCGAACUCCUGCAGACGAAAAAGGACCUAGGAAGGACUAG
Molecule: messenger RNA, 717 nt
Organism: Hirsutella rhossiliensis
Lineage: Eukaryota; Fungi; Ascomycota; Sordariomycetes; Hypocreales; Ophiocordycipitaceae
Product: DDE superfamily endonuclease domain-containing protein
Exons: 1
Coding region: 1-717 (238 amino acids)
Cellular component (GO): nucleus
Molecular function (GO): DNA binding
Source: RefSeq, a predicted model, not a curated record